This is a messenger RNA of Cetraspora pellucida, 171 nucleotides long. Lineage: Eukaryota; Fungi; Glomeromycota; Glomeromycetes; Diversisporales; Gigasporaceae. The record is from the annotation of a GenBank genome assembly.
AUGUCUAUAAAAAACCCAACAGAGGAUAAUCCAUAUAUGAAAAAAAUAGAAACCCUCUUAACACAAGAAGAAACCCAAGACAUGAACAUGAAUGAAACUUGUUUACAAAAACAAGAAACAGAAGAAAUCAUAUCAGAGUAUGAUAUAGAUGGCAAAACAAAUAUUAACUAG